UCCGGAAAUAGUACGUUACUACGCGAAGUCGAGCAGCCAUGAAGAUGACAGGGGAAAACAGUUCUGGAAACUCGGAAAUAACAAUGGAUGAUGUUAGAAAUCUCAUUAAAAAGAAAGAUGAAAUUGAGGAGCAGAUAAAAGCCUAUUACGACGUCUUGGAAGACCAAGGUGUCGGAGUUGAAACUCCCUUGGUUGACGCAGAGGGCUUUCCCCGAGCAGAUGUUAAUUUAUACCAGAUCAGGACAGCAAGACACAACAUUUCGUGCCUGCAGAACGAUCACAAGGCCAUCAUGGUGGAGAUAGAAGAAGCCCUGCACAAGCUGCAUGCUCGAGAGAAAGCCAAGCGGGAACAGGAUGAGGCGGAGGCCCAGGCGGAGGCAAUGGAGCAGCAGGUCACCCUUCCUCCUGCAUUUGCACGGGUGGAUGCUGUGACACAAGGCUCACCUGCCUGUGGAGCUGGGCUCAGAGUUGGGGAUGAAGUCAUCGAGUUUGGUUCUGUGAACACGCAGAACUUUCAGAACCUUCAGAAUAUCGCUGCUGUGGUACAACACAGUGAAGGGAAACCAUUACGUGUCACAGUCACCCGGGAUGGCCAGAAAGUUCAGAUGAGCCUGACUCCACAGAGGUGGCCAGGCAGAGGUCUGCUGGGGUGCAACAUUGUUCCAAUCCAUCGGUGAUCACCAAGACACUACACUGUGCAGAAUUUAAAUUGUAAAACCUUUUGCUCCACUUAUGUGACAGUGAUUUCAAACCGAAUUUGUACAUACUACAGAAAUUUCCAUCUGUUUGAUAUUUCAGUACCAGAACUUGAAACCAUUCCCUUUAUACAAGGACAAUAUUCAGAAUGGGAUAUUUCAAAAUAAAAGUGUGAAAGUG
Toxotes jaculatrix (banded archerfish) is the source of this 876-nucleotide messenger RNA. It is a transcript of the gene psmd9, whose product is annotated as proteasome 26S subunit, non-ATPase 9. Gene Ontology annotation, biological process: proteasome regulatory particle assembly. Gene Ontology annotation, cellular component: cytoplasm; nucleus. The transcript is spliced from 6 exons. NCBI's taxonomy places the organism in Eukaryota, Metazoa, Chordata, Actinopteri, Toxotidae. The record is from RefSeq and is a predicted model, not a curated record. The coding region runs from base 39 to 677 and encodes 212 amino acids. Gene Ontology annotation, molecular function: protein binding.